This is a messenger RNA of Mucor velutinosus, 1002 nucleotides long. RefSeq names its product 40S ribosomal protein S16. The record is from RefSeq and is a predicted model, not a curated record. NCBI's taxonomy places the organism in Eukaryota, Fungi, Mucoromycota, Mucoromycetes, Mucorales, Mucoraceae. The transcript is spliced from 5 exons. Gene Ontology annotation, biological process: spliceosomal complex disassembly. Bases 1 to 1002 code for a protein of 333 amino acids. Gene Ontology annotation, cellular component: spliceosomal complex.
AUGGACGCAGAAGUAGAUUUCUACGAGCUUUUAGGCCUUGAAGUCACUGCCACAACAAAGGAAAUCAAGAAUGCUUACCGCAGAAAGGCGCUCAAGGUACAUCCAGAUAAGAAUCCCAGUCCAGAUGCAGCCGUGCUCUUUCAUGCCUUGACACAAGCACAAGAUUUGCUGUUGGAUCCGAAAAAGAGAAGCGAAUAUGACCAAAAACACAGAACCCGUCAAGAAAGACAAAAGAAGAAGCAAGAGAUGGACUCAAAGCGAAGACACGCACAAGAUGAAUUGGAGAGAAGGGAGCAAGAGGCGAAACGAGCAAAAACAGAUCAAAAUCAAGCAAAAGCAGAAUACGAAGCUCAACUUGCAAAACUGCGUGAGGAAGGUGCAAAGAGGCGACAAGAGGAUUGGGCUUCUCCUGCUACUGAAGGGUCAACAACGCAAGAGCCAGUGCCUCAUGCAGAAACAGAACUAGGCGCUCUCAAGAUCAAAUGGAAGUACAAAAAGUACAAUUUCUUAGAGCAGGAUUUGUUGGACAUAUUGAACCCAAUUGCAGAGGUGGAUUCGCUUGCAUUAUCGUCGAAAAAGAAGGGGAGCGCUUCCGUGCUAUUCAAGUCUGUGGUGGAUGCUUACAAUGUCAUGACGAAAAAAGAGACACAUCCCUCACUAUCACAGUUUGAGAGCAUUACUUGGUUGACUGGUAAACCGCCUUCGAUUGUUGAAAAGAUGACUCGAGCAGAGGAAAUGAAAAAGGAGGCCCGUGCUGCACUGUUUAGCACAAACAAUAGGUCGACUGCGGCAACAGGAACACCUUUAUUCACCACGGGAUCACAGUCUUCGUUUUUCAAAACCUUUCAUAUACCCUCCAACUUGAAGGGCUCCAUGUCGUCCAAGAUGUCUGAUGAUGAUUACGAGUCGAUUACUUUGAUGAAGAUGAGACAGGCUGAAAGAGACCGUGUUUUAGCGAUACAGCACCAACAGCAACAUCAACAGCAGCAGAGUGCACAGUAA